Molecule: messenger RNA, 883 nt
Organism: Thamnophis elegans (Western terrestrial garter snake)
Lineage: Eukaryota; Metazoa; Chordata; Lepidosauria; Squamata; Natricidae
Product: deubiquitinase DESI2-like
Exons: 5
Coding region: 1-591 (196 amino acids)
Biological process (GO): protein deubiquitination
Molecular function (GO): deubiquitinase activity
Source: RefSeq, a predicted model, not a curated record
AUGGCAAAUGAACCGGUGAUCUUGAAUGUUUAUGACAUGUACUGGAUAAAUGAAUACACCUCCACAUUGGGUAUUGGAGUCUUCCAUUCUGGAAUUGAGAUCUACGGUAGAGAGUUUGCCUAUGGAGGACAUCCCUAUCCUUUCAGUGGGAUUUUUGAGAUCACACCAGGCAGUGCGGUGGAGCUUGGAGAGACCUUUAAAUUCAAAGAAUCCAUUGCCUUGGGGACCACAGACUUCACUGAAGAGGAUGUGGAUAAAAUCAUGGAGGAACUGGGCAAAGAGUACAAGGGCAAUGCUUACCAUCUCAUGCACAAGAACUGCAAUCACUUCUCAGCUGCUCUGGCAGAGAUCCUGUGUGGGAGGGAAAUCCCACGAUGGGUGAACCGCCUGGCCUACUUCAGCUCCUGCAUUCCUUUCCUGCAAAGCUGCCUCCCCAAGGAAUGGCUGACCCCGGCCGCUCUGCAGACUCAUAUCAACCUUGGCCUUCAUAAGGAAGAGCAGGGAGACACGACGGAUGAGGAAUCGCCAUCGACUUCGGCAGCUGCUUCAGCCCCAGGCCCUUCGCGAACCUGCCGGCACACGAGGGUCUGAACUCUGGCUGUGGAAGCGGCCCUCAAAUCUUUCCCCUUACCCCACUGGCUGCUCCUCCAUCUUUUCCUACAGCUGCUCGAUCUUUAUCCCACGAAGCCAUGGCGCAUCCUUGCCAGGGCGAGACGAAACCCUUGCUCUUUUUCAAAGGGCUGCUGUUACUUAAAGCAACGUUUAGAAUCGUAUCAAUAAGUGUCUUGAGAUUGAACCUGUGGAGCUGACAUUCUUCGUAUUGUGAAAGUGAAGGAAAAAGUACUAUGAUCUCUGGAAUGUGACACAGCAGCCCUGAAAGGAA